Molecule: messenger RNA, 2224 nt
Organism: Scheffersomyces coipomensis
Lineage: Eukaryota; Fungi; Ascomycota; Pichiomycetes; Serinales; Debaryomycetaceae
Product: GPI-anchor transamidase subunit
Exons: 1
Coding region: 110-2005 (631 amino acids)
Biological process (GO): attachment of GPI anchor to protein
Cellular component (GO): GPI-anchor transamidase complex
Source: RefSeq, a predicted model, not a curated record
CUGUUUCUGAAAAAAAAAUUUCGCGUCUUCUACCAAACAACUUUUAACAACGUAUGUGUUCAAGACUAUCAAAGUUGAGAUUAAAGGUAUUGAUUCAAUAGGGUUUAAUAUGCUUAAUUGGUUGCCUAUAUGGUCAAUCAUUGUCUUGUUGCCUUCAGUGAUAGCAGGCACAUACUAUAAUGAAAGUUUGUCGUUAAAGCCAUUACCGAGAAACAAAUUAUUAUCAACGUUUGCAUUUCAAAUUGAUUCAUUACCAUUCACUCUACAAUAUCAUAAUGCAUCCAUUGAUAGCCUCAAUGAUGCCAAUCAUCAUUAUACAUACUUUCCCAGAGCACUUGGACCUAUAUUAGAGUCAUCAAAUAUCAGGGAAUUGCAUCUUAGAUUCACUCAAGGAUGGUGGGAUUCUGAAUCUUGGGGAAAAUUACCUCAUGAUGGAUUUAGAAGUGGAGGAACUGGAGUUGAAGUUUCAGCAAUUGUUGAAGCUCCAAAUUUAGCAGUGGCAAAGGAGAAUUGGUUUAAAUUCUCCAAAACAUUAUCUGGAUUCUUCUGUGCAUCGAUCAAUUUCGUGGAUGAUUCAAUAACUACAUUUCCUAAACAUGCAGUUGAUUCCCAUAAAGAAAAGAAAUAUUUUUCAGACAAAGCUAAUAAAUUAUAUUAUAUAAGAGCUGCUUUACCAAGUGAACCAAUUUGUACUGAGAAUUUAACUCCUUUUUUGAAAUUACUUCCUACUAGAGGUAAAGCAGGUAUUGCAUCAUUACUUGAUGGUCAUAAAUUAUUUGAUUCAUUAUGGCAUGGAAUGUCAAUAGAUGUAUCUACUGAAUGUGAAGGAGAUAAUUGUAUACUUAAAAUGGAUCAAACUAUAGAUCAUGUCAUUGAUAUCAUACGAUCAAUUAGAAAAAAAGAAGAAGGUGGACUUCCAAGACCAACUCCAGGAGACAAAUUACGUUGUGAUCCAGAAAAGACUUUCAGUGUAUGGCAAUGUUUCCCACUUGGAGAUCCUACUGAAAUAGAUUGGAGUCUUGAGACUUUAUAUGGUAGAUUGAUUAAUGGACCAGCAUUGAUGAAUGAUCCUAAGGGAACUGUGUUGAAUAUUAUAACUGAUAGAGAUAACUGGAGGAUUACAGCCAAACAAGAUCGUCAAGAUUCAAUUGUAACUUAUACAGUUGGAAGUGAUAAAGAUAUCAUUACGGAAUAUAUCAAUGAACAAGCUAAAUAUGAUUUCCUGUUUCAUACUAGUGAUAGUAGAUUAAUUGUACCUAUUGAAACUCCACCAUUAAUUGCUUCAAGAUCAUUAACUGGUUAUUCCCAAGAUAAAGGAGGGUUCAGAGUAUCAUUUAAGAAUCCAUCAUUAGAUAAAUCCGUUGAUUUUGUUUAUUUUGAGUCAUUACCAUGGUUCCUGAGAUUAUAUUUGAAUACAUUAACCUUGAAGGUUCAUAAUAGUUCAGGUGAUUUUGUGGGUAAAGAUUUAGAACUGACAUAUAUCAAAAACAGAUACUAUAGACCUGCUAUUGAUAGAAGUAGACCAUCACAUUUAGAAUUAUUAUUAUCUAUACCUGCUAAUCUGUCAGUGGUUCUUACCUAUCAAUUUGAUAAAUCAUUAUUAUUAUAUCAUGAAUAUCCACCUGAUGCUAAUCAUGGAUUUUCAGUUGAACCUGCUGUUAUUACUGUAUUAGAUGAUAAUGGUAAUGAUAUUUAUGAAUUCAGAACUACAAGUUUAUUAUUGACACUUCCAACUCCUGAUUUCUCCAUGCCUUAUAAUGUUAUUAUUAUGACAUGUACGAUUAUGUCAUUAAUGUUUGGAUCUGUAUUUAAUUUAUUAACUAAGAAAGUUAUCACUGAAGAUGAAUUAGAUCAAUUAACUAAGCAAAGUAAAGGAUCCAAAUUAAUACUGGCAUUAAAAGAAAAAAUACAAAAGUUUAAAUCAAAAGCAAAACCACCACCACCAUCAGAUACUAAGCUGACCCCACAAUCUAACUCAAAAGAGGAAGAAAAUUCUGAAGAAUAAGCCAGGUAGUUAAUCUGGUAGUACAUAGGGAUAUAUAAAAAAUAAAAUAAACACACUCGUAACUAAUUAAGAUUUAAGAAUUGUAUGAUUAUACCCCGGACCAGGAGCAAGGGGAAAAUGGAAACACACACACACACACACACACAGAGAGGAAAGCUAAGCGCUUAAAGAAUUUCUUUUUAUUUAAAAUUUCUUUUUUUUUCGCAGCUUCCAUUUUCA